Messenger RNA from Fraxinus pennsylvanica, 1026 nucleotides. The record is from the annotation of a GenBank genome assembly. Lineage: Eukaryota; Viridiplantae; Streptophyta; Magnoliopsida; Lamiales; Oleaceae.
AUGGCCAUGGUGUUGGCUGUUAUAGCCUUAGCGGCCAACAUGAUAAUAAGCAAAAUGGCCAUGUCUACUGGCACCAGCUUCUUCAUUUUAUCUUUCUACUCUAGUGCUUUGGCUACUCUCAUACUUUUUCCUUGUGGCUUCUUCUUCCACAGAUCAAAGCUUCCACCACUUACCUUUUCAAUCCUCUGGAGAAUUUUCUUGCUUGCUCUAUUUGGAUACAUAGCAGAUGUUGGCAGUUAUGCUGGCAUAGGCUAUAGCUCUCCAACACUAGGAACGGCAUUACUAAAUCUUGUUCCAGGCUUUACUUACGUACUUGCCAUCAUUUUCAGAAUGGAAGGUCUUAAUUGGAAAAGAUCAAGUGAUGUAGCCAAAUCGGCAGGGACUGUUAUUUCCAUAGUGGGGGCAUCUGUUGUGACAGUUUAUAAGGGACCAGAAAUCAUAAACAAACUACAGUCAUUACACUCUCCUAUACUUCUUUGGUCGCCCCAACAAAAUUGGAUCCUCGGAGGAAUUUUACUUGCAUUGGCUGGUUUGUCGACUGCAUCAUGGUGUAUUCUUCAGUCUUCAAUUCUUAAGAUGUACCCGUCUGAGAUGAUCGUAGUUGCUUUUUACUGCCUCUUUGUGACCAUUCAAGCUGGGCUGGGUGCUCUGAUUGCUGAAAGAGAUGUAACUGCUUGGAGGCUACACGCUGAUAUGGGAUUAGUUGCUAUUAUUUUUGCUGGAGUUAUUAAUAUUACAUUCCGAAUCUUUUUGAUGUCGUGGUGCCUCCCGAGGACAGGUCCGCUAUUUGUUUCUCUGUUUAAUCCAUUGACGAUUAUUAUUGCUGUUGCCAUUGGUGUCAUCUUUGAGGGAGAAGUUCUUUAUUUUGGAAGUAUUGUUGGUGCAUUUGUUUUAGUCAUCGGGUUCUAUGCCGUGAUGUGGGGUAGAGCAGAAGAAAGAAAGACUGAAAGGACAAAUAAAAGUAAUAAUGUAGAUUCAUCAGGGCGUGAAGUGCCUUUAUUACAAGACAUGAUCGAAGAAGCCUAG